Messenger RNA from Hydra vulgaris (swiftwater hydra), 483 nucleotides. RefSeq lists its product as uncharacterized. Gene Ontology annotation, cellular component: cytosolic large ribosomal subunit; ribosome. Gene Ontology annotation, molecular function: structural constituent of ribosome. The record is from RefSeq and is a predicted model, not a curated record. NCBI's taxonomy places the organism in Eukaryota, Metazoa, Cnidaria, Hydrozoa, Anthoathecata, Hydridae. Gene Ontology annotation, biological process: translation.
AAAAAAUCAUUAAAAAUCGUAUUACGAUGCAAGUACCAAAGCUAUUUAACAACUUUGGUACUUGUUGACUGUUUGCAUCGUUACCGUAAAUUUGGACAACCGUAUUCGCGAGGUUCUUUAACCCGGUACAUUAAUAAAAUGGUUAAUAUUCCAAAAACCCGGAAGACCUUUUGCAAGGGAAAGAAAUGCCGAAAACAUACUUUGCAUAAAGUAACUCAAUACAAAGCAGGAAAGGCUUCUCUCUUUGCCCAAGGUAAACGCCGUUACGAUAGAAAACAAUCUGGUUAUGGUGGUCAAACUAAGCCAGUGUUUCACAAAAAGGCGAAAACCACAAAGAAAAUAGUACUUCGUAUGGAGUGUACUGAUUGUAAGUACAGGAAACAAAUUCCUUUGAAACGAUGCAAACACUUUGAACUAGGUGGUGACAAAAAGAGAAAGGGUCAAAUGAUUCAAUUCUAAAUAGAAAGAAGAAUAUCUAACUUA